UCUUCCAGGGCUGUCUCGAGCCUUAUCUGAUUAGGCCUGAGUUGACAGGCUAGCCCUGAGUUGACAGGCUAGCUGAUGAGAUGCUGAUAGGGCUUCCUGGUUACUCAGUAACCCUGCCCUCGUUAAAAGUCCCACUGUUCCCUCUGGCAUCCAGAACCAACCGUUCCUCCCUCUUGGGCUCUGCUGCCAUGAAUACCUUCCUGCUCUCUGCACUGUGCCUCCUUGGGACCUGGGCUGUCCUGGCAGGGGGAGUCACCGUGCAGGAUGGAAAGUUCUCUUUUCCCCUGGAGUCGGUGAAGAAGCUCAAGGACCUCCGGGAGCUCCAGGAGCCCAGCACCUGGAAGAGCAGGAAGAGUGGUGGGCCCGUGGUUCCCCAAGUCUGCAGCCACCUGAAGUUUCCGGAAGAACUCAAGCCUCUCUGCAAGGAGACCAAUGCCCAGGAGAUCCUCCAUAGGCUGGAGGCCAUCGCCGAGGACCCGGGAUCGUGCGAGAUCUGUGCCUUCGCGGCCUGUGCCGGAUGCUAGGACACAGGCCUCCUGGCCCUCCCCCGCGGGAUGCUCGGCCGGGCCUCCAGGGGAGGAGUGAGGAGGGGGUGGCCUGGGGCGGCCUAGCCCCUGACCCAUCCGAGUUGCCGGCGCUUCCCAAGAUCCACUGCAGCCCUCAGCUAAUAAACCAGUUGCC
Messenger RNA from Mirounga angustirostris (Northern elephant seal), 681 nucleotides. It is a transcript of the gene GUCA2A, whose product is annotated as guanylate cyclase activator 2A. Gene Ontology annotation, cellular component: extracellular region. The transcript has 3 exons. Gene Ontology annotation, molecular function: guanylate cyclase activator activity. The record is from RefSeq and is a predicted model, not a curated record. Lineage: Eukaryota; Metazoa; Chordata; Mammalia; Carnivora; Phocidae. The coding region runs from base 81 to 524 and encodes 147 amino acids.